UCCAGUGGUUUUAGAUCACAAGACACCAUGAGCACAAAUCGGCGAAAGCGCCGUGGAGGAGCCGUUAAUUCCAGACAAGCUUCGAAACGAAGCAGGCUGCUGGCUUCUAGUGCAGGUGAAGCUUCAGCAGCAGAGCCAAUAGACCUCGAAGAAAGUCGCGUGCUUUCUUUUGAUCUUGCUGUUGACGAAAUCAUAGAUCUCACAGACGAAUCUGCUGAGCCUGAAGUCAUUGAUCUAACUGGUGAUGAUUCUGUUGUGCAGUGGGAGCAGAACCAGGAGCACCCACUUGUUUCCAGUGCAGCAGACAAUUCAGUUGUGCCACUGGUGAAUGAUGAUGAAGAGGAACCAAGAGAUAAUGAUGGACCCAGUGCUACCCUUACAAACGUGGUGGACCAGGAUUGCUUCCUAGGGCAGUGGGAGCAGAACCAGCAGCACCCAGCUGGAAACCCAGUUGUUUCCAGUGCAGCAGAUAAUUCAGUUGUGCUACUGACAAGUGAUGAUGAAGAGGAACCAAGAGAUAAUGAUGGCACACGGCCAGCAGCUCCUGUUACCUCUCCAACUUGGAUAGAUGACUACUCAGAGUGGGAGCAGAACCAGGAGCACCCACUUGUUUCCAGUGCAGCAGACAAUUCAGUUGUGCCACUGGUGAAUGAUGAUGAAGAGGAACCAAGAGAUAAUGAUGGCACACGGCCAGCAGCUCCUGUUACCUCUCCAACUUGGAUAGAUGACUACUCAGAGCUUCUUGAAGGGUAUGAACAACAAAGGAGAAAUCUUACACCAAGAAGCCAGCAACUGUUGGACAGCCCUGUACUGCGCAGUUAUGAUGAAUAUGAAACAGCAGAUGAUGUGACUGACGUAGAGUCUGAAGUGACUGACGUAGAGUCUGAAGUGACUGACAUAGAAUCUGAAGUGACUGACGUAGAGUCUGAAGUGACUGACGUAGAAUCUGAAGUGACUGAUGUAGAAUCUGAAGUGACUGACGUAGAAUCUGAAGUGACUGACGUAGAGUCUGAAGUGACUGACGUAGAAUCUGAAGUGAUUGACAUAGAGUAUGGAGCGGCUGACAUGGAGUAUGGAGCAGCUGACAUACAGUAUGAAGCAGCUUAUGUAGAGCCUGAAGUACGGAGAUCACUGGACGAGGAACUGGCAAUUUCAGAGGAAUGGCAACGAGCUGUAAGGUGCCCGAUCUGCAUGGAUUUUUUUUCACAGAUUAUACGAAGUGUCCGACAGGUUGUGUCAACCCAGUGUGGCCAUCUCUUCUGCAGUCGGUGCAUCGCUGUUGCCCUUGAGAAUUCCAGGGCUUGCCCAACCUGCAGAACAGAACUCCCUCCCAGAGACUAUCAUCCCGUUUAUUUCUGAGUACUUCUGUUUCUCAGGACAGAAGUAUCCCCCCCAAUCAGAUGGAUUUUUGGGGGUAGGUGGUGGAAAGACUUUUUUCUUCAUGUACAUAGUUCUUGUUGUAUACAGUUCCAUUUUUCCUGAGUUUAAUUAUAAAUAAACUAUUAAUUUAUUUAAA
This is a messenger RNA of Pipra filicauda (Wire-tailed manakin), 1516 nucleotides long. RefSeq lists its product as uncharacterized. Gene Ontology annotation, biological process: positive regulation of transcription by RNA polymerase II. Gene Ontology annotation, molecular function: transcription factor binding. Lineage: Eukaryota; Metazoa; Chordata; Aves; Passeriformes; Pipridae. The record is from RefSeq and is a predicted model, not a curated record. Bases 28 to 1359 code for a protein of 443 amino acids. The transcript has 13 exons.